Lathyrus sativus (Indian pea) is the source of this 324-nucleotide messenger RNA. Lineage: Eukaryota; Viridiplantae; Streptophyta; Magnoliopsida; Fabales; Fabaceae. The record is from the annotation of a GenBank genome assembly.
AUGGAAACAACACUCAAAUCCUCUCUCAUAUUCCUCUCUCUUUUUCUUCUUGUUUCCUUCUUUAUCUCUUUGCUUCCUGAAGUAUCUGAAGCUAGGCCAUUACAAGGAAAAGAAGGUGUAAAAGGAGUCUUUAGGACAUUGAAGGGAGAUGGUCCAUCACCUGGAGUUGGACACAGGUUGAUUAGAGGGAUGAAGGAUUCUGGUCCUAAUCUAGGUGGAGUUGAACAUAUUAAGCUUCAAAAUCAUGGAAGCCACAAGCUUAACAUAGCUCAUAUUAUUGGAGGGAUUAAGGAUUCUGGUCCAAGUCCAGGUGAAGGUCACUAA